Spathaspora passalidarum NRRL Y-27907 is the source of this 724-nucleotide messenger RNA. RefSeq lists its product as uncharacterized. The transcript has a single exon. The coding region runs from base 32 to 724 and encodes 230 amino acids. Lineage: Eukaryota; Fungi; Ascomycota; Pichiomycetes; Serinales; Debaryomycetaceae. The record is from RefSeq and is a predicted model, not a curated record.
AACCACUAGAUAAACAGAGAACACCACACACAUGAACGCCAGUGUAUAUUUGCAGUCCUUUGGAUGGAAGGAAGGAGAAGCGUUGCAAAAGGGAGGACUCAAGAAACCAAUAUUGGUCAAGCAUAAAAAGGAUACUAAAGGGUUGGGCCAUGAUUAUAAUAGGGAUGGGGAUGUAUGGUGGGAGCGAUUAUUUGAUGGGCAGUUAAAAAAUUUAGAUGUCAAUAAGGAUAACAACGGAUCUGUUCUGUUUGAACAGAAUGCUGACAAUGUUAUAGGGACAGUUAAAAGAUCAAUGUCUCCGUUAUAUAGGAUGUUCGUCAAGGGUGAAGGAUUGGCUGGAACUGUGGGAAAGACCGAUUUCACCGCUAAGCAGAUGGAAGUAACUUCUAGUCAAGCAUUAAGGGAAAUGGAAAUACUUAUAGAAAAGGCAAGUGGUGAUAAAGGCAGCAAGGAAGAAAAGAAGGAGAAGAAGGAGAAGAAGGAUAAGAAGGAUAAAAAAGUGGCAGCCAAAAAGAAAAGCAAAGACAAGGAAAAGCUGAAGGAGAAGAAACAGAAAAAAGACAAGAAGGAAAAGAAGGAAAAGAAGGACAAGAAAGAGAAGAAAGACAAAAAGGAAAAGGAAAAGAGAGAGAAAAAGAAGAGUAUAGAAACCAAAUCAAAGAAACGAAGUAGAGACAGCGAAGAUAAUUCAAACAGCAUUAAGAAGCGAAAAUCAAAAAUAUGA